Molecule: messenger RNA, 471 nt
Organism: Aplysia californica (California sea hare)
Lineage: Eukaryota; Metazoa; Mollusca; Gastropoda; Aplysiida; Aplysiidae
Product: protein FAM200A-like
Exons: 1
Coding region: 1-471 (156 amino acids)
Source: RefSeq, a predicted model, not a curated record
AUGAUAUGUGGAUCCAAACACAUGUCUGAUAUGUUUGACCAGAUCUACCUCAACAAACUCAACUUGAAACUUCCAGGUCAGCAGACACACUUUCUUCAGUUUAAAGAAGUUCUGGGUGGCUUUCUUUCAAAAGUCCAGAAUUGGUAUCGGAAAGUUACAGAGGAGAACAUUUCUAUGUUUUUCAACCUUUCACAGCUGUUAAAUCCAGAGGCGACCUUCUCUGCUGAUCAUCAGGUUGGCAUUGCUGCACAUUUGAAAUCACUUGAAGAUGAGUUCAAGAACUAUUUUCCUGACCUUGACUGGGCUGAAGAAGCUUUUGUGAGAAACCCUUUCACUCCUGGACUAGACAUCACUGUCAUUGCAGAUGUCAUUCAAGACGAGCUUUUGGAAUUGAGACAUGAUUCGUCAGCACGCGACACGUUUCUGGAGAAAUCUCUUGCACAGUUUUGGUGUUCAACCCAGGAAUCAUAA